ACCAAUCACGGAGCUCCACAAAAUCACAAACUUUCCCAAAUUUCAACAAAAUCCUGAAACAGCCAGAAAAUCGACUCUCAAAACGCGUGUGGUCCGUCUCGGAAAGUGCAACAAACUUCUACGGUCGUUGGAGGACACUAGUGAAAGGAUCAAUUCAGUUCCGGUCCCUUAAGCCCCGUUAUUUAUUUGUGUGUCGUUUGCCUUCUCUCGCGUUCUCCUGUACCAGAAGAUUUCCGGAUCGGGCAGAGACAAAACGGGGAAAAAACUAGUUCGUCGUCCGUUCUGAUAAGCGCAGGUGACUUCUUUAGUCACUGUCGGAUUCCGUCGCUGCGGUGGUUGACCCUGGAAUGCAGGAAGUAGAAGUGCCGUGACCCGCGCCCUUCAGUAGUGCGUACAGUACUUGCUCGUUAAUUAGUGGUCUCCUCCGCCACAAACCGUAUCGGUGAGAGGCUGUUGGCAAUCGUGAUCCCUGAAAGACGGAAUAGCUUGGUUCUCUUUGAGAAACGGGGAAAAUAUUGAGAAAUACGCUUUUGCAUCGCUAAAAAUAGCACUUCAGACCGUGGCCAGAAGGGUGAAAAAGCGUCAAAGUUUGCGUAAAGUGACCAGCCCCCCCACCCCUCAGAGGCGUGGAAAGCGGAGACAGACUCCCUGCUGAUUUUGCUGACCAGAAGGCCGAAAAAGCAAAACAAACAUCACAGCGGACUGGAGAAACAAGCAUCCGCGAAGACCAGAAACAAAGGAGGCCUCGACUGGGAGUGUUUUUUGUCUAAUCAGACACUCACACCAUCUCGGAGCGACGACGACAAUCGCAGAAACGGAACCAAUUGGCCGCAACAGUUCGCGAGAUUUCCAGAGAGUUGUCGCCACUCCUCCACUCUCCGGCCAUCGUGCAGGCGUAGAAAUAACAAACAUACGACAAAACAUUAGCCGUUCCGUGAUAGCAUAAUCCACGCCCCAGCAAGUGGUAGUGGUGAGCCGACCCAUCAUCAUCAUCACCGUAAACACGGAUAGUGCUGCGCAUUAUUUGCGGUGUGUUUACAGCGUCGUAAAGAGGCAUUCGGAACUCUGCCCCGCUUGAGAAGCACUUGGAGGAUCCAGCCAUCUGUAGCAGUCGCACUACCGAGAGAGCCAGACGCAUUCACGAUGGACGUUACGUUGAUCGUGAAGGCCUCGAACCAGCAGUGCGAGGACCUGACCAUCAAAUGUGAACCUUCGUGGACGAUCCGCCGGCUGAAGGGCCACCUCACGGAAGUUUACCCAGGCAAACCGAGUACGGAUGAACAGAAGCUGAUCUACUCAGGCCAGCUGCUUAGCGACAGCGUGGUACUGAAAGAUGUGCUCCGACAGUACGAAGGCCAACAAGCGCACACAGUGCACCUAGUUUUCACUCCAAAGAAUCACUACUACGGCAGCGGUAGCAGCACAAGCAAAGGCAGCACCAGUGGUCCGAGCAAAUCCUCUACUACGGGCAGGAUGUCAGCGAGUCAGAGUCAGGGCACAAGCAGCGGCACCUCAGUGACCAAUAAUGGAGCUUCGAGUGCUGAUUCCACUCAAUCAGCGACUUCCCGGGAGCGUGAUAAUGAACUAGAACAGCAACUGGCAAGCUCGCUUUCAGCCAAUGACCGAGAAGGUCUACGACAACGCAUCACGCGGCCCGCACUAAGGACACUUCCAGGCCCGCCCGCCUUCAUGCAGGAAACGGCUGCCCUGCAGAACUUAGUGCAGCAGUCAUACAUGCAGUACCUUAACCAAUACAUCAACUUGCUAAAUGCUGGACAAAACAAUGUUAAUGCACUUUAUUCCCCAUCGGGUGUUCUACCGCCGAUGGGUACGGGGGCCGCUUCUUUGCAAACGCUCACCGGUUCCUCGGACAAUGUGGCGACAGUUCCUACGGUCCCAAUCAACCAUACGGCACCAGUAGCCAUGUCCGGCCUUCCUACGGCGUACUAUCCCUGCAUGAUGCCAUCCGGUAGCAGCAUUCCAUCCUCAAUGGGAUCGUUCAUCGCACCGACAUCACUUUCCAAUCCAUCACUUGCGGCCAGUUCGUCGACUGUAACGCCAACAGCACCUGCUCAAACGCCAUUCUCGGCACCGGCUGGCCCAAGCUCUUCAUCUAGUGGCACGCAUUCCGACUCUAGCUCACCGACACCACUUGCGACAGGCGGUGAAACGGCGACGAAUACAGGAGCAACAGCGCCUGCAGCAGCACCAAACCAGGCUGGCGAACAGGAGGUGGUUGCCGGUGGAGAGGUUCCUGCUGGUGGUGCUGCGGCUGCUGUACCGGCUGCACGCGCUGCACGACGAUUCCCGAACAUCGUGGUCGAAGAGCAGGACAACAACGAUUGGCUGGAUGUGUUUUUCAGCAUGUGCCGCGUUCUUAUCCUGAUGACGGUCAUUUACCUUUACUCUUCACCUAUGCGCUGUCUCACCGUGCUCGUGAUUGGCGUGAUGCUAUAUCUGAAAAAGCAUUUCGAUCGCAUCUAUCAGGCGGUGGACAGGCGAGUUACGAAUGCCCAACAACCAGCUGCUGCUGCGCCAGGUGUUCAGCAGAACAAUGUACCUGAGGCACCGUUACUGCAACCGAAUGCUCCUGACAUGGGAGAACAGCCACAAGCCGCAGCACCCGCAGCAGCCGAAGAGAACAAUCAACCGGAACGAUCCACCGGUGCUGAUGCAUCGCCAACUGGCAGUAGCAGUACCACCAGCCGAUCGACCGUCCCUCGUCCUCGCACAGACCUUGCAUCCAGCGCCAACAACCGGACCGCAGAGGUCCCGGCAACCACAGAACAGCGAGAGCCCGUUGGCACUGAGGCGACGACGACUAACACUGUGGAAGAAGUGGCUGCCGAAGGCCAACGGAUGACGUUCAACGAUAUGACGUCCUUCCUGGGCACACUGGUGAUAACGUUUUUCACCUCCAUUAUCCCGGAUACGCCGGCGGCCUAAACAGCGAACAAAUUGUGAGGUCGCUGAACCCCGCUGCACCAUAAUGGUUCUGUACAGAUUGGCAAUAUCGCGCACACAACCAUUCCAGAGGAACGGCCCCGUGUGCGUAUGUGUGCGUUUGUGCCUCACGUCUUGAAGACACUCGCCAACACAUUGUUGUUUCGUUUUUAAUUUUGUUCCGCCCUACCUGUACCUCCCCCCAUGCACUGUGUCCGGUGUCCUUUGUAAUUCGUUUUCCGCUUAAUGUUAUGUACACUUAAUCUAUACAUAUGCAUAUUAUAUUUUGCUAGCCAUGUAUGUUCUAUUGAUGUAGUCAGUAAUGUACACGUUUCAAACAUUAUAUUAAUUAUGCUGUUGGAACGCCAUAAUUGUUUCGUUCGAUUUCGUUGGUCAUGCGGACAGAUAUUCAAAUUUACCCUUUCGAGUUAAGAAUUGAGACCCGUGCUAUCUGUAGUGAGCGCGUUUCCCGCUGGAACGGAGAACUGCGGUAUGGUUGAUGGUGCUGAAUGUGAAUUACAAAAAAAGAUCUACCACGUUUAUAUUAGAUGUUAGAGCAGAUUAAGGAGAAACCGGCAUUGAUGGCUUUAAUGUAAGUGUAACAUACGUGUAGGGAUGGAAGAUUGAUCAUUAGGAUCGUGUCGUUAAAAAUAAAAUAAAAUAUUCGCAAAUGCA
Messenger RNA from Anopheles darlingi, 3618 nucleotides. It is a transcript of the gene Herp, whose product is annotated as mucin-5AC. The coding region runs from base 1144 to 2946 and encodes 600 amino acids. Gene Ontology annotation, molecular function: protein binding. The record is from RefSeq and is a predicted model, not a curated record. The transcript is spliced from 4 exons. Gene Ontology annotation, biological process: endoplasmic reticulum unfolded protein response. NCBI's taxonomy places the organism in Eukaryota, Metazoa, Arthropoda, Insecta, Diptera, Culicidae.